CUCAGUCCUACAGCGCGUGCGCGAGACCUGUCACUUUCGUUCGAAAACCGCCGAUGUGUCGCAGAAAGUGAAAAAAUAAAAACAAAAAUGUUUGAUUCAUUAUUAUUUGUGGCUUUUUUAGCGAGUUGCGUGGGUGCUGAUAAUUUUAGUUUACCGGACGACUUCACAAAAUGCCGGCAAAAGGACGCGAAACUGAACGAGUGCCUCAAAAUGGCCGUCCCUGAUGCGCUCCGGAGGAUGAAGAAAGGCAUCCCCUCACUAUCAGUGCCACAGAUGGAGCCGCUGCACGUGAACAGCAUCGACGUGGACUCCGGGUCAGGGCCGGUCGUCAUCACGCAGAUGUACAAGAACAUCAAGCUUCAUGGGCUCACUGACUCCGUGCUCACGCUGUAUAAGGCUGAUCUCAAAAACUACAGACUGAGGACGGACUCGAUCACGCCCAAGAUGGAGUUCAUAGCUGACUACAUAAUGAGGGGCAGGAUCUUACUGCUGCCGAUACAAGGAAAAGGCCUCGCCAACAUUACCAUGGUGAACUUGGUAGUGAAACACGACCUGAUAGGAGAGCCGGUAACACGCGACGGACAAACAUACAUGCACAUCAAGGACUAUAGAGUGCGGUUCAUCCCACAGCGAGUACUGCUCAACUUCAGCAACCUCUUCAACGGAGACAAGGUUCUCGGAGACAAUAUGAAUGAAUUCCUGAACGCAAAUUCGGACCUGGUCUUCAGCGAGCUGAAGGAAUCCUAUGAAAAAGCGCUCAGUUCAGUUUUCCAAAAUGUCACAAAUGAAAUAUUUGACAGAGUGCCCAUGAACAAAAUAUUCCUUGAGGAUUAAUUUAUUAUACUAAGCUGCGUCUGAGCAGCAAGACUUAUUUGGUAGUUGCAAUAAUUAAUGUAAGGACAAUCCUUUAAAUAAUAGAACUUUAGAAAUAAUACAUCUUCAAGUAUGAGGUAUUUAUUGAAGCUGCUUUAACUAGACUUCGUUAUCGUAAGUUAAGAUUAAUUAAGAAUAACUUAAUUUGUAAGUAAAUAAUUUGAUAAAAA
This is a messenger RNA of Helicoverpa zea (corn earworm), 1043 nucleotides long. Its product is annotated as protein takeout-like. The transcript is spliced from 6 exons. Bases 88 to 834 code for a protein of 248 amino acids. NCBI's taxonomy places the organism in Eukaryota, Metazoa, Arthropoda, Insecta, Lepidoptera, Noctuidae. The record is from RefSeq and is a predicted model, not a curated record.